AUGGCAUACACGACAUCAUAUGACGGUUCAAACUAUGGGUUUCAAGUUGGACAGAACCUUGGUCAUAUCACUAAUCAGUUCUUACAACCGGAAACAUUGAAUCAAGUGUGUCUGCGGGAUCUGCGGACGACUGAUCCUCACCAUGACAAAGACCGUAUUCAGAACACCAACGGAGGGCUGCUCAAAGAUUCAUACUGCUGGGUCCUCGACAACGAGGAGUUUCAACGAUGGCGAGACAACCAGAACAACUCUGUCCUCUGGAUCAGAGGUGAUCCUGGCAAAGGCAAGACAAUGCUGCUAUGCGGUAUCAUCGAUGAAUUAACACGAUUGUCUGGGGACACUGCGAAUAUCUUGUUCUUUUUUUGCCAAGCUACGGAUGUGCGAAUCAAUAAUGCCACGGCUGUUCUCCGUGGCUUGAUAUUUUCGCUUGUCGAGAAGCAGCUAUCUCUUCUCUCCCAUGUACAGAGACAGUAUGAUAAAGCGGGAAAGUCAUUGUUUGAGGAUAUAAACGCAUGGAAUGCCCUCUUAGGGAUCUUCACGGAUAUUAUAAAGGACCCGACCCUACGGAGCACCUAUUUAAUUAUCGACGCCUUGGACGAAUGCACAAUAGGCCUACCUUCCCUUCUCGACUUGAUUACUCAGAUAUCAUCUACUUACCCACAGAUAAAGUGGAUUGUCUCGAGCCGUAACUGGCUUGAUAUCGAGGAGCGUCUUGGCACUACCCAGACCGCUCCGAUUUCAUUAGAGCUAAAUGAGGCGUCUGUAUCCGAAGCUGUGAGCAAAUUCAUUCAACACAAGGUUCAAUAUCUGGCCAAAGUCAAAAAAUACAGCGAUGAAACCCGUGAUAUGAUCUGCCGUUACUUAUCAUCGAAUUCGCAAGGCACUUUUCUGUGGGUAGCCUUGGUCUGCCAGGAUCUAGACAGAACAUCGCGGAGGCUCGCUCUUAAGAAGCUGGAGGUAUUUCCUCCUGGACUGAAUGCUCUGUACGCUCGGAUGAUCGAUCAGAUUAGCAAGUCAGAAGAUGUUGAGCUCUGCAAGCGUAUACUGGCUGUCAUGUCUACAGUGUAUCGGCCGAUCUCGUUUGACGAACUGGCCUCUCUUGUUGAACUGCCUGAUGGUCUCUCUAACGACUCUGAAGGCCUAUCGGAGAUUAUUGCAAUCUGUGGCUCAUUUUUGACUGUGCGUGAUGAUACUAUCAUUUUCGUCCAUCAGUCUGCAAAGGAAUUUUUACUCAGAGAGACGCAAAACGGGGUCUUUCCUAGAGGUAUAGAAGCUGAACACCGUGGAAUCUUUUCUCGUUCUUUGCAAGCCAUGUUUAAGACACUUCGACGCGAUAUCUUUCACCUUAAGUUUCCUGGAUUCCCGAUUGAGAAAGUCAUACCACCCAGUCCAAAUCCGUUAGCAACCGCGAAAUAUGCGUGUGUCUAUUGGGUUGACCAUCUUCUUUUUAGCGGAUGCCAUGAAAGAAAAGAACUCAACGUUGAUGAGAGUGGGUGUAUAGGUGAAUUUUUGCAAAAGAAAUACCUUCACUGGCUUGAAGCUCUGAGUAUUCUAGGAGGUCUAUCACAAGGCAUAGUAGCUAUGCUAAAGCUUGAUGCCUUACUUCAGGAGAAAGGGCAACCAGCAGACAUUUUACAUCUAGUUCAAGACGCAUCCCGGUUUAUUCGGUACCAUAGGCUUGCAAUUGAAAGUAGCCCCCUCCAAGUAUAUAGUUCAUCUUUGAUAUUUAGCCCUAUGUUAAGCCUCGUGAGAAUGUGUUAUCAGAGGGAGAAACCGGAUUGGCUUUUGAAGGAGCCGGUGGUGGACCAAGAUUGGAGUUCAUGUCUUCAAACCCUCGAGGGGCAUAGUGAUUCAGUCACCUCGACUGCCUGGUCGCAAGAUGGAAGCCGACUGGCAUCAGCGUCCAAGGAUGAGACCGUUAGGAUCUGGGAUCCGGCCACUGGCCAGUGCGCUUUAGCUCUCGAGGGGCAUAGCGGCUGGGUCACCUCGAUUGCCUGGUCGCAAGAUGGAAGCCGACUCGCAUCAGCGUCCGAGGAUACGAUCGUUAAGAUCUGGGAUCUAGCCACUGGCCAAUGCGCGUUAACCUUCGAGGGGCAUAGUGAUUCAGUCACCUUGAUUGCCUGGUCGCAAGAUGGAAGCCGGCUCGCAUCAGCGUCAAAAGAUAAGACCGUUAGGAUCUGGGAUCCGGCCACUAGCCAGUGCGCUUUAACCCUCGAAGGGCAUAGCGGCUGGGUCACCUCGAUUGCCUGGUCGCAAGAUGGAAGCCGACUCGCAUCAGCGUCACAAGAUAAGACCGUCAGGAUCUGGGAUCCGGCCACCGGCCAGUGUGUAUCAACCCUCGAGGGGCAUCGUGAUUCAGUUACCUUGAUUGCUUGGUCGCAAGAUGGAAGCCGACUCGCAUCAGCGUCUGAGGAUAGCACCGUCAGGAUCUGGGAUCCAGCCACUGGCCAGUGCGGAUUAACCCUUGAGGGGCACAUCGGCUGGAUUCACUCGAUUUCCUGGUCGCAAGAUGGAAGCCGACUCGCAUCAGCGUCGUAUCAUAUCAUUAAGAUCUGGGAUUCGGCCACCGGCCAGUGCGCUUUAGCCCUCGAGGGGCAUAGUACUUCAGUCUUCUCGAUUGCUUGGUCGCAAGAUGGAAGCCGGCUCGCAUCAGCGUCAAAAGAUAAGACCGUCAGGAUCUGGGAUCCGGCCACUGGUCAGUGUGUUUCAACCCUCGAGGGGCAUAGUGAUUCAGUCAACUCGAUUGCCUGGUCGCAAGAUGGAAGCCGACUCGCAUCAGCGUCUAGUGAUAGUAACGUCAGGAUCUGGGAUCCGGCCACCGGCCAGUGCGCGUCAACCCUCGAGGGGCAUAGCGAAUUAGUCACCUCGAUUGCCUGGUCGCAAGAUGGAAGCCGACUCGCAUCAGCGUCUGAGGAUUGCACCGUUAGGAUCUGGGAUCCAGCCACUGGCCAGUGCGGGUUACCCCUUAGGGGGCAUACUAAUUCAGUUACCUCGAUUACUUGGUCGCAAGAUGGAAACCGUCUCGCAUCAGCGGGACAUGAUAGCACCGUCAGGAUCUGGGAUCCGGCUACUAGCCAGUGCGCGUUAACCCUCGGGGGGCAUAAUGGCUGGGUCACCUCGAUUGCCUGGUCGCAAGAUGGAAGCCGACUCGCAUCAGCGCCUGAGGAUAGCAUUAUCAGGAUCUGGGAUAUAGCCACUGGCCAAUGCGCUUUAACCCUUAAGGGACAUAGCGGCUGGGUCUCCUCGAUUGCCUGGUCGCAAGAUGGAAGCCGACUCGCAUCAGCGUCCGAGGAUACGACCGUUAGGAUCUGGGAUCCGGCCACUGGCCAGUGCGCGUUAACCCUCGAGGGGCAAAGCGGCUGGAUUAACUUGAUUGCCUGGUCGCAAGAUGGAAGCCGACUCGCAUCAGCGUCUGAGGAUGGCACUAUCAGGAUCUGGGAUCCGGACACCGGCCAUUGCGAAUCGACACUACAUAUCAGCUCUCCCUACUUCCUUCAAUUUGAUGAAGUCAAUUUCAACCAUCUACACACGUCAUAUGGCACAUUUGAUAUAGGAUUCACUGGUCCCGUCACGUCCAUUCCUCACUGUUCGACCUUGCCAGAACAACACGGGUAUGGUUUGAAUGAUGACCAUUCCUGGAUAACCUAUAAUGGCGUCAACCUCCUUUGGUUGCCUGACGAGUACCGACCAUCUGGAUCCUCUCUUUUUGCUAUGUCUACAACAAAUUUGGCGAUCGCUUGUUCGUCGGGUCUUGUCAAAUUUUACGCGGUCACAGAACAGAGUCCCAUCCCUGGUCUUUGA
This is a messenger RNA of Penicillium atrosanguineum, 3801 nucleotides long. RefSeq lists its product as uncharacterized. Lineage: Eukaryota; Fungi; Ascomycota; Eurotiomycetes; Eurotiales; Aspergillaceae. The coding region runs from base 1 to 3801 and encodes 1266 amino acids. The transcript has 3 exons. The record is from RefSeq and is a predicted model, not a curated record. Gene Ontology annotation, molecular function: protein binding.